Lepidothrix coronata (blue-crowned manakin) is the source of this 9175-nucleotide messenger RNA. RefSeq names its product solute carrier family 24 member 2 (gene SLC24A2). Bases 246 to 2360 code for a protein of 704 amino acids. Gene Ontology annotation, cellular component: membrane. Lineage: Eukaryota; Metazoa; Chordata; Aves; Passeriformes; Pipridae. The transcript has 12 exons. Gene Ontology annotation, molecular function: calcium channel activity; calcium, potassium:sodium antiporter activity. The record is from RefSeq and is a predicted model, not a curated record. Gene Ontology annotation, biological process: long-term synaptic depression; calcium ion transmembrane transport; intracellular calcium ion homeostasis.
AGUGCCGCGAGGGACCGUGGUCGGAUCGCCGAUCCCUGUGCACAUCCCGGCUUGUUCCCGCGCCCCUGCCCAGCGCCCGCGGGCCGGCGCGCAGCGCAGCGCAGCUCCGGACUAAUGAAGAAAAUACAUCCUGCGAAGAGUAAAAGUACUUGAUUCUGGGAAGACUCUUAAAGCACCUCUAACUUCAAAGCUGGAGAAAAGUAUGAAGGAACAGUUCAUCUGACUCCCUCGGCAUCUCACACAAAAUGGCUCUUCAGAAAAAAACUCUUGCUGGUGUCUUGGAGGAAUGGUGUUUGGAAGAACCACUGUUUGGUUGCAGACGGCACCAGAAUGUUUGGAAAAAACUGAGACUGAUACGAAUCGUAGGGCUUCUUGUUAGUGUAGUGGCCAUUAGUACUUUCUCACUUUCAAUGAGUGCCUUUUUCAAGAUGGAACCACAUAGCAUGGCACUGGUCAGCAGCCUAGAUAGCCAAAAGCUGGUGCGUGGUCACCAAAGAACUCUGUUGGAUUUCACUGAACAGAAUCAAAAUGGCACUCUAGACCCACAUGCUUCUAUGAAAUAUGAAGCUGGGCAUGACAAUGAAACAGAUGAUCAUUCAAAGGGAGAGUAUCCCACAGACCUUUUCUCUCUUGAGGAGAGAAGACAGGGAGCAGUGAUCCUGCAUAUAAUUGGAAUGAUUUACAUGUUUAUAGCCUUAGCUAUAGUCUGUGAUGAGUUCUUUGUUCCUUCCUUGACUGUCAUCACUGAAAAACUGGCCAUUUCUGAUGAUGUGGCAGGGGCAACCUUCAUGGCUGCUGGUGGGUCAGCCCCAGAACUCUUCACUUCUUUAAUAGGAGUGUUUAUAUCCCACAGCAAUGUUGGCAUUGGUACAAUAGUGGGAUCUGCCGUGUUCAAUAUCCUAUUUGUUAUUGGAAUGUGUGCUUUAUUUUCUAAAGAGAUCUUGAACCUUACAUGGUGGCCACUCUUUCGAGAUAUGUCCUUUUACAUCAUUGACUUGAUCUUGCUAAUCAUCUUUUUUCUGGAUAACUUCAUAAUGUGGUGGGAAAGCGUAACACUCCUGACAGCAUAUUUUUUCUAUGUGACUUUCAUGAAGUUCAAUGUUCAAGUAGAAGAAUGGGUGAAGAAAUUUUUAAACAGGAACAAGGUUGAGAAGGUAACUACAGAUGCUGAAGGAAAGUCACCUAAUGCUGGAGACAAGGAUGACCAAACAUUGACGACCAAGCCACGUCUCCAGAGGGGAGGAAGCUCUGCAUCUCUCCACAACAGUUUAAUGAGGAACAGUAUCUUCCAGCUCAUGAUUCACACACUUGACCCACUUGCUGAAGAGCUUGGAUCAUAUGGAAACCUAAAAUAUUAUGACACAAUGACUGAAGAAGGAAAGUUCAAGGAAAGGGCCUCAAUUCUGCAUAAGAUUGCCAAAAAGAAGUGCCAGGUGGAAGACAGUGAAAGGCAGAAUGGAGCUGCUAAUCAUGAUAUCUGCUGGAAAGACAACACAGCGGAGAGGGAACAGUGCAGGAGGUUUCUGGACUGUGUGGAAGAUAACUUUGUGACACACAAAGCCAGGGAAGGUGCCCUGCUCUACCUGCUGUUUGUGAACAGAGAAGAGUUAGUGGGAGAUGUGGUGACCGGUUGUCCUCAGAGUACCCAGCCCCCUGAGCUGGAAGACAGGGAUGAGGAGCAGAAUGAAGCCCUCGUAAUCCAAUUGGAAAAGCUUUUCUUACAGAAUGAAGAGGAUGAGGAGCAGCCUCUCAGCCUGGCUUGGCCUGAAACCCGACGCAAGCAGCUCACCUAUCUUUUUGUGUUUCCCAUUGUUUUUCCACUGUGGGCUACCCUGCCAGACGUUAGAAAACCUACAUCAAGAAAAUUUUUUCCUCUCACAUUUUUUGGCUCUAUUAGCUGGAUUGCCUUCUUUUCUUACUUAAUGGUCUGGUGGGCACACCAGGUUGGAGAGACCAUUGGUAUUAGCGAAGAAAUCAUGGGAUUGACUAUUCUUGCUGCUGGCACAUCCAUUCCUGACCUUAUUACCAGUGUUAUUGUAGCACGCAAAGGUCUGGGGGACAUGGCUGUGUCCAGUUCUGUUGGAAGCAACAUAUUUGACAUCACAGUGGGCCUUCCUCUUCCAUGGCUCCUGUAUGCUGUGAUUAACAGUUUUGCCCCAGUGGCAGUCAGCAGCAAUGGUCUGUUCUGUGCAAUUGUCCUCCUCUUCAUCAUGCUGCUCUUUGUCAUCCUCUCCAUUGCUUCCUGCAAGUGGAGGAUGAAUAAAAUCCUGGGUUUCCUCAUGUUUGGGCUUUAUUUUGUGUUUCUGAUUGUCAGUGUCCUCCUGGAGGACAAAGUGAUCCAGUGUCCUGUCUCCAUCUAGUGGAAAGUGCUCGACAAAAAAAAACCCAGAACAUACGUAUUUAUCAAAGAAGAAAUAUGUGUACCAAAACAAGACACCAAAAAAAAACCACAGUGGAAAGCUUCACUGAGGAUAACCCAUAGAUCUGUAAAUUUCCUCUUCCUUGAUUUUAAAAGAGUGAAAGAAAGAAAAUUACACAAAGGGUGGAUCUAGGAGCUGAAGAAUGACUGCGGCUGGACAGUGCAGUUACACAUGAAGGGCUGAGUUAAGCUGCACUGAGGUUUUCUUUGCUGCACAACAUUCUCGCUGCCCAGUACUGGACACGCUACGCACGCACGGAAACAGUGACAGUUACUGCUUCUCCUCAGCCUGUGGUUCUCUGUAGUCGUAUACACAGACACACAGCGUGCUCAGUUCUUAAGGCUCUCCUCUUCUAAGGAGAAUGCUGAUACUAACUUUGUGGAGGCACCACCCCCCCACAUACCCUGGUAACGGGAUUUUUCUGAUGAUCUGCUGAAACUCCUGAAUGGAAAGCGUACACCGAGUACAUGAGUCACAGAUGGGGAAGAGCUUGUAUGUCUCUUCAUAUGGGUGGAUUUGUAUGAUGUGAUUUCAGCAAAGCCAGUGAAUUCAUCAGUGUUUUGAUCAUCUGCAUCACAGGUCUGUAAAGGCAAUCAGCAGGAUGCUAAUGGUGGUUUUUUACAUCUUGCAAAACUCUUCAGGUUCCAGAAACUCUGUCUCUGGCACUGAAGGAGCCACGAUGCCUGACCAUUUUGUAACUGGUGCAGAUUUUCAUUGCAUUCUCAUGCAAAGACCAGAAUGGGGAUACUCUUUCUUCUCUAAUAGCAAUGCAGCAUGCAGUGACAUCAUACAGCUAUGUGAACACACCAUUUUUUCUAAUGCAGCAAUAUUAACAGUACCAAUGGCUUUCAGAUGCUGUUAUGAGUUUGCCUUUUCAUGCCAGAAUAAAAAGGCUAAUUUGCUUAUGCAUAGUAUAUUAUACAGAAAAUAGAAGUAAGUAGUUAUAAAGUGGCAGCCUAAUUGCUAAGUGAAUAUAUAUUUUACAGGCUUUCACUAAUACUUGGAGUGUAAGGACCUUCACAGCUACAUAUAGUUAUUGCUGGAAGAGAUUCCCAGCUGUUGUACAAAGCUGGGGCAAUUCACAUUUGCUGUUAUAAAUCUUGAAACUAGGUAGGAGAAACACAAUUUAAUUACAGUGGAGCUGCAGGAAGCUUACAUGAAAAUUCUUCGGUAUUGCUGGAAGUGUAAAUAUCUAAAGAAGCCCAGGAAUGAGUGAAAAUGCAACAUCCUUUUACUGAAAUAUUGAGAGAAGGAGAAGGUCCAAACCUAGAACAAAAAAAUAAGAAGGGAGAAAACAACUAAUGUUCAUCUUCCUUGGAGUUUGGAUGAUUUUUUUAAAAAUGGGAGGACUGGAAUGGGUGUUAAGAAAUUAUUUCAAAUAAUCAUUCGUUUGUUCAAGUCUUUUGUGCAGUUAGAGUUCAUGAAGAUUCAGUGCAUUUCUGUGACCUGUUUCAGCAUUGUUUUAUAUGCAUAUUGUGCUCACAAUGGCAAUGCCAUGCUCACAGCUGUGUAACAGAAGGCUCAGCACAUUUUGUCUUGUCAGUUUUUCUCUGCUCUAUGCUGUUUGUUUCUCACUCAUCCUCUUUGUCCUUUACUGUUUUCCUGUUAUAUGUGUUUGUGUGUAAUGGUAUAUGGUUAGUGAGUCAGGACUUGACAGAAAACAAUGGUAGAGAAAAAAGUACAAAAUUCAUAUUAGGAAUAUUAAUAUUAUGUGAUAUCAUGAAGAAAAAAGUGAGAUAAUAAUGAACAAAAUGAAGGAAACUAGGAGUUACAAUGGCUGCUACUCAUAUAUUGUCCUAAGGUAUUAAGUCCGACCUACAUGCGGAAUCAGUAUUUAAUCUUAUCCAAACAUUUGCAACGUCUCUUGCUCUUUUAGUGCUUUUUAGAGUGAGCGUCUCUCAUUGUGAGCAAAAACUUGUCGUAUUUAAGAUCCUUCAUUGCUCCAGAAUCCUUACCUGUCUUAACGAUAGUGCUACCCACCUCUUUAUCAUUUGUUCCUGGGAGUGUACACUAUGGAAAGUAGGUGUAUUUACAUACCUGCGGUGCCCUCUACUGACAGGAACAGCAACCUUGCUUAAGCAAAUCUAUAAACCAAUAUCUGAGCUCAAAAGAAGCAUGUGUCUCAAAAUACAGAGCUGACUCCACAGUAUAAUCUAUUCCAGAGGAGUCAGCAAUUGCUUUUAUUUCUGAUGACAAUGCUCAAAACACGCAAUCUUUUCCCAAGUGAGCAGAAUGAGAGUGAUCUGAAGGAGUGUGUGCAGGAUCAUGAGAGGGCUGUGUAUAUGGGAGUGUACAAAAUACUAAGAUGCCCAGAUUCACUGAUCCAGAUUCACUGAUCACUUAUUUCAAAUAAAGAAACUAGUCCGAAGUCUGAUCUCUGUUCAGGACAUUACUUCAUUACCCUUCCCUUCCCUUUUCUUUUUUUCUUUUUUUUUUACUGCAUGCCAGUAUGGUGUAACAACUCCCAUACUGGAAAGGAAAAAGCCCUACCUGACCUUCAGAGCUGUAAGAGCACUCUGAUGCACUCUGCAGAGUGGGGGCAGGUAGGAAGAAGAGAGUAACUAAUUGAAAGCUAUACACAGUGGGAAUAUUUCAGUCCACAACAGGCAUCAACAACUUAAAGGAAGACUUUUAUGUAUAGGGUUAAGGACUGGUAUCCUGUAAUGGCAGUUGUAUACUGUCUUAAAAUGUAUCUCAUUUCUUUCCCAUUUCUGCUUGUCUCUAUCAACAUAUUUAUCUUGCAAGGUAUUAAAAAUAAGUUUUUCCCCUCUAGAAUAAGACACCUCAUGGCUCCCACUGCCUUGCAUCUGUUGGGCAGUGCAGUCAGUGGUAGCUCAGCUCCAGAGGUAAAAGGACAGAUUUCAGUUGUGUGGUGCUUUCUAUGGAAACAGGCUGUGAAAGAUGGUUCCACUUACAAAGGCAGCUUUCUGCUGCUGUGGUAAAAUGUUUAAAGAUACUUGCAUGCCAAUGUGCUCUGAUAACAAAACAACAGCUGUGCUGGCUGGUAGAGAAAAGAGAGGAAGGGGAUGGAGAGAGAAGCUUACUCCCUUAUCCUGUGCAGGAGGUGUUCAAUCUUUAGCUGGAAUGCUGAGUGAACAGCCAAGAGCUGCUGCAACACAAUGACUGGAUGUCCAUGAGCUGUCCAGGCUCAGUGCUGCCAGAAAUGCACACCACCUGUUACAACACUCCUAUUUUACAGUGGCAGCAAAUUUACCAGCAUUAAGUGUUUCUCAUUGUUCAUAAUUAUUUCACUGUGUGAUCAUGAACAUUUCUCAGCAUUGCACACCUAGAAGUCAAAAUUCAGUUUCUAUUUUCUUAAAAGUUCUAAAUGAUUUCACUAGGGAUCUGGUUCUGCACACUGCCCAAAUUCUACAGUGAGUUCAUUGGUGUUGAAGCCUCUUCCACCUGCCUGUAUGCCUGUGCUCACUUAUUCAAUUGGUGUUGCUGUCUGCAUAAUCCUUAUCAAGAAUAAAUGAAUAAUUAAGAGAAAAAUUGGUGUUAUUAUAAGGAUCCUGUUCUAGCUUGGCAACACAGUAAGUAAGGUAAGAAUGCAACUUCAGAUUAAAUAGCCAACUCUCUGUGGCACCAUUAUCUCUGAACAGAACCAAUACUGGAUGUGAUUUUUGGAAAGGAUUUCUGGUAGUAUUUGAGUAGGAUCAUGGUUCAGAUUGUAACCUAUUGUAAAGGUUUUCUGCACUAACUUCAUUGGAAUUAAAUAUGAGAAUGGACCCCACUGGUACAAAAUACCAUUGGAAUCCUACAACAAUUCUCUGUUUUACACUCACUCACACACACACAGACACACAGACACACACUCACACAAAUAAAAAAAAGAAAAAGCUGCCUUCCCUCUGCAGAAGCCACCCUGGUCACAUCUGUAGGGUAAAUGCUAUAAAAGUGUGAUUGAAAGUGUGGUAUGAGGAUGUUCUCCUCACGAACUACAUGUAGACAUGCAAAAAUCUUUCAGCAAAGAUCUGUGGUUUCUAAAUUAACUUUUUUACUGAAAGGUAUUGCUUUCUUGUAGUGCAAACAGGCUCUUGUGUCUGUAUGCUUCUGCUUAUGUAUCCAAUUGAUGUGGCUGACUACAUAAACUUCAUGAAGCAUAAAAACACAGCAGGUGACAAGGAAUCUUAUCUAGAUGUCAUUUAAUGUUUGUAAUGGCAGUGAACCUACCAUGUAAUUUCCACAUAUACUACUUCGAAGUAGUUUAUGGUCACUGUCACUCAUGGUACUGUUGUGUGUGGAUAUGAAGGUCCACAAAGCGGUAAGUUAAACAUGUAGCUAAUCUGAGUACAGUGAAAAAAUAGAUGCUUAGAAAUAUUAUUAAUGUUUGGGUGUUUUUUAAGGGAUUAUUUCUCUGGUUGUCUUUUACUUCAUUAUGUAUUUUGCAAAAAAGGGGAUAUACAGUGUUUUCUAAUUAGUAUUCUUUCAGCAGUAAUUCCUUAAAAUAGCAUCUUAUGGUCCAUAUAACUUUUGUUCUGAAUCAAGUAUGAGUCUGUAUCAGAUGGUUUUAUAACAAAGAAAUAAUCCCUUCUCCAACAACUGGCCCAACAAAAUACAGAUUUCUACCAUUAACCUGGACAAGAUAGAGACAUUUAUCUUAGGAUCCCAUAUUUCACAAAUGCAGUUGCCUAACAAACCUAAUUGUCCUGGGAGCUAUGUACAAAGAGAAAAAUUGCAUUCACUUGUAUUCUUGGAAACAAUUUUACUUCUUGUAAAAUACAAUGACACAACUAUCUGAGAAAGAGUCAUAGUUUGAGCAGCUGAUUCUUGUCUUCCUCCUAUUCCUGGAAAGUGAAAUUGAAGAGUUUGUACCUGGAAAAAUACUUGCAGAAAGUGCACUCAACAGUAUAGAGAGAAGUCCUGCUCCAGUCCUCCAACAGGGAUGAGUUUCAUUCUUGGUUGAUGUUAAAAUUACCCUUCUUAGGUCUGUUGCCAUCAGUUACAGGAAUAUCAGUAUUUCCACUGGGACUGGGGAGACUAACUUCCAAAUUGAAAUUACACAAUUCAGUGUAGCCAUCAGAUACAAAAUUCAUUUAUGGAUCACAGUUCCAUAGUCCAGACAAGUCAUCCUGUAGAUCUGCUGUGUGUUGCUAGAGGUCAGUGUAUGGCAUCUCAGGACUUGUCUGCUUGGAUGGGUGCAGCUAGUUUGCGCUUUCCCAUGCCGAUGCGCCUGCCUGACUGGAUGCAAGCCAUAUAUUCUCCAGAAGCCAUGUAAUCACAUUAGCAUGGCACUGAGCCCAUGCUCCAGCCAGCCAGGUGCAGGUCAGCCCCAGCCUAGAAGCCACAUAACCACUUGGAGUGUGGGUAGACCAGACACACACUUGGCCACAUCGUUCCCACGUGAGCCAUAAGUGAAGUGGCACAGGACAGGAUUGAGUAAUUCAAGACUAGUAAAUGUACUGUACAUUCAUGUAGAUUUAUUGUAAAUUUACCACUCAUCAAAGACAAAAACAACCCCAACAAAGAAAUUUGUACACAUUUUUAAAGAUCUUGCACUUUACUAUUUUUUUUAUUUUUAUUUUAUGUCACAUAGUUGUCUUAAUGCAAAAAGAAGCCAUAAAAAACCCAGAAGACUAGUAUGGGCUUUCUAAAUAAGGGGAUCAUUAAUUUUAAAGUAAAGAAUCAAUUUCAUGUCUCUGUUUAAGGUCUAAUGUAAAAUACUGACAAAUAAAUGUACAGUAAAGCAGGAUCUGGUUUUGCCUUAGUGAAGCUGUGAGUAAGUCAGGGGGAGUUUGCUCCUCAUACUCUUGAGUUUUCCUGUGGGGCUGUACAAAAUGCUGAACACUACCUUUGCAGCAGGGAAUCAGUCCUGCCAUGCUUGUUCCCCCCAGGAAAAAGUCAGGCCCAAUGAAACAAUUAAAUCAUUCUACUACUCCAAUGUUUUCUCCCACUGAGAUCACAGUAAAGGAAGUUCCUUAUGUUUUAGUACGUUUAUGAGAGAUGAGUUAAUUCUAUCACUUUUUCCUGAAGUUUUCAGAGUCAGAUUAUCCAAGAAAAAAAUCAACUAUUUCAUUUAAUCCCCCGUUAAAAUCACAUAAUGCCAAGGAUUUCACUUGGGUUUGUGUUCAUUUCCAUUAUCAAGAUCUCUGUUGCACAGUUCUAAUUUUGCAAUCCUGACUCUGGGGAGUUGACUUAAGUGAGUUGAAAUUAUUUCUGUCACUUAAGAUGGCAAGAUCAGGACACUGUAUUGUCAUGUGAAAAUACUAAUGUGUUAUAACUGACAAUCAGAUGCUAUUUUUCUAAUACAGCUUUUUUAGCUUGUUUACUCCACUUUUUAGUUUUCACACUCCAUAGUCUCUCAUUUUCAACUUAUUGUAAGAAAAAUCUGAAGUCCCCCAUCUUUACUCAUUUCAAACUUUAAAAGAAAAAAUACAUUGCCAUGUACUUUUUAUUUUGCAAGUCCAGGCAACGCCCUGAAAAUUCCAGUUUUUCUCAUGUGUAUGGAUCAUUAUUCACUAGAUGAAACUCUUUUAUCUCUGAAUCAGUAUAUGCUCUGUGAAUAUAAGUUUGUAUAUAGUAUGGAAGUUACCUUUAUUUGUACAUAGACUCUUGGAAAUAAUCCCUUCUAUCAAAGAUCCUACGUCAUUGUAUCUACAGAAUAUUUCACUGUGGUGUGUACACUUUCUCACCUUAUGAUAACAAUACAGAGCUCUUCAUAUAAAUCACUUUAUGUAAUUGAGUUGUCUAAGUGUGAAUAACAAUAACAACAAUAAACACUAAUAAAAAGACUGAAGAGUGUGUCCUUUUGCUCA